CUGCAGCAGACCUUCCCCGGCAUUGCUCUCAAACACAAACCCGACUCAGGAUGACCGAGUUCAGCGCAUCUGCCUUCACGCUUGUGAUCUGCGCGGCCGCUCUGCUGUCCAGCGCUGAGGGCAUCCCCAGACCCUUGCAUCUACGCUGCGAGUGCAUCAAGACGCAUUCGGAGCCAACGGUGCCGACCAACAGAAUACUGUCUCUGAGGGUGAUUCCCGCUGGGCCGCACUGCAAAAACGAGGAGAUCAUCGCCAGGAUGAAGAAAGGAAGCAUGUGUCUGGAUCCGGCAAAAGCCUGGGUGAUUUCUCUCAAAGAAAAAUUCAACAACAGAAGCGUCAACCAUUUAAAGAGCAACUGAAGACAACUGGUUCAGCUAUUAUUGUAAUAUAGAAUUUUUUAUUUUGUCGUCUCUGGUUUAUAAAUGAAGUAUCGAAUGUGAAGCUGCGCCUUUUCUACCACCUGUUUUAUGAAACUUUACUGUAACCUAGCCUGACCUUCAUCGUAUUUUUUUAUUAAAUUAUAUUUAUUGUU
Messenger RNA from Puntigrus tetrazona (Sumatra barb), 532 nucleotides. RefSeq names its product interleukin-8-like. Bases 51 to 359 code for a protein of 102 amino acids. Gene Ontology annotation, biological process: cellular response to lipopolysaccharide; chemokine-mediated signaling pathway; inflammatory response. The transcript has 4 exons. Gene Ontology annotation, molecular function: chemokine activity; CXCR chemokine receptor binding. Lineage: Eukaryota; Metazoa; Chordata; Actinopteri; Cypriniformes; Cyprinidae. The record is from RefSeq and is a predicted model, not a curated record. Gene Ontology annotation, cellular component: extracellular region.